This is a messenger RNA of Castor canadensis (American beaver), 2075 nucleotides long. RefSeq names its product leucine rich repeat containing 14B (gene Lrrc14b). Gene Ontology annotation, cellular component: cytoplasm. The record is from RefSeq and is a predicted model, not a curated record. NCBI's taxonomy places the organism in Eukaryota, Metazoa, Chordata, Mammalia, Rodentia, Castoridae.
AACAGCAGCUAAAAAUAGGCAUGAAAGCCACAUACCUUGCAGAGGAUCAGCAGGGACAGCCCUAUCCCGCUAGGGUCCAGGGCACAAUGAGGUCGCUCCGCUUCAUUUCUGCUGAAUCCCUUGUGUCCCACCCUCAGCUGGCUGGGGAAAGCCUGGACAGCGUGGCCCACAACCUCUACCCGCUCCUAUUCAAGGCCAGUUACCUGCAGGAGCAGGCAGAAGUGACCCGCGCUGUGCUGGGGCACUGGCCACAAGAGGAAUUCCGGCUGGCAGCGCUGCUGGGGCCAAGUGCUGACCACCCUGAGGACCUGCGUGACCGGGCCUGCAGGACCUGCCUGGAGGCCUGUGUGCAGGGGCUGGCUGACCAUGUGCUGCAGGGCAUGAGUGGCCGGCUCUGGAUAGCUGACUUCACAGGUGUCCGGGAUGUGCAGGUGCAGCGAUGCCCUUGUGGGAGGGCACUGGGAAGGUGGGGCCGUACUGAGUUGCUGGCCAGGACCUGCUGCCAGUUGCAGGCAGAGGCCAGCAAAAUCAGGCACACCAUUGAGGUUCUCACUGACCUCUUUGUCACUGAGGGAAACUUUGAGGUGGUGGUACAGGCCCUGCAGCCAGCAGGCCUGGCUCCUCUGAAAUUGAGCUGCACCUCAUUCCGGGCAGACAGCCUGAGUCCUGGGAAGCUCCUGCAGGUCCUGUGCCUGGCCAGACCAGGUGAGCUGCGCAAGCUGGAGUUGGUACACAACGUACGGCUGCAUGCUGGCCAUGUGCAGCAGCUGUUGGCCCAGGUGGGCUUCCCUCAGCUGGCCUCACUCACCCUCCCCACCAAGGCCUUCAAUGCGCCCCCGACCUGUGCCCCAACUCCUGAAGGUGAGGACCGCCUCCUCACCUCUAUUGCCUUGGAGCUCAGCCACAUGACCCAGCUUACUGAGCUGAGCGUGGCCUUCUCCACGCUGACCGGGAAGAUUCAGACACUGCUCGGCUCCCUCAGGACCCCACUGCGAGUGCUGGACCUGGCCAACUGUGCCCUGAAUCACGAAGACAUGUGCUUCUUGGCAGACUGUGCCCAUGCCACCCAUCUGGAGGUGCUAGAUCUCAGUGGACACAACCUGGUUCACCUCUACCCCUCUGCCUUCUUCAGACUGCUGCGUCAUGCUGCUCAUACACUGCGGGUGCUAACCCUGGAGGAGUGUGGCAUCGCAGACAACCAUGUGGGCAUGAUGACCCUAGGCCUGAGCCCCUGCCGCCAGCUUCAGGAGUUCAAGUUCCUUGGGAACCCUCUGUCAGCCUGUGCCCUUAAGAGCCUCUUCUCUGCACUCUGUGAGCUCCCUGAGCUGCGCUGCAUUGAGUUUCCAGUGCCAAAGGACUGCUACCCUGAGGGUGCUGCCUACCCCCAGGAUGAGCUGGCCAUGUCCAAAUUUGAUCAGCAGAAGUAUGCUGUGAUUGCAGAGGAGCUGCGUGUGGUGCUGCUGCAGGCCGACAGGGACGACAUCCAGGUCUCCACGCCUCUCUUUGGAGGUUUUGAUCCAGACAUUCAUGAAACCAGCAAUGAGCUUGGGGCUUUCCUGCUGCAAGCUUUCAAAACUGCUUUAGAAAACUUUGCCAGAGCACUAAAGCAGAUGGAGUAGAGCCUCGAAUUAUGCCAAGGACAGACCUGGCAUUUCAUCUGCAUAGUGCCCUGUGGUCAGUACUGGAUCAGAGGCUUAGGCCAAGCCUUCAGCAUCAGCAGCACCACUGCCAAAAGCAUUUCUUUGUGAAAGUCAUAAGCGCACCUGUUUAGACACUGUAGGAGGAUGCCCUGCCUUCUAGAUGUGACAUGAGGGGCCCCUGGGUGUGAGCGCAGCAAAAUUCUAGAGCUGGGGUGAAGCUGCCAUGGUGAAGGCUUCACCACCCUGGCAGAGGGAGGAGGACUACUCAGCUGGACUUCAGUGGACAUCUGCCAGGGCAGGAUGUGGGGAGCAGGGUCCACCUGACUCUGAAGCAGUGAAAGGGAGAAAUGAUAGAACUCAUCACUGAAAAUGAAUAAAAGAAGUAGCCCCCCAAAAAAUCUACUGAGAAAUAGACUAAAAGUGAAAAGUAAACAU